Gadus macrocephalus (Pacific cod) is the source of this 8887-nucleotide messenger RNA. RefSeq names its product trinucleotide repeat containing adaptor 6Ba (gene tnrc6ba). Gene Ontology annotation, molecular function: nucleic acid binding. The coding region runs from base 176 to 6964 and encodes 2262 amino acids. The transcript is spliced from 24 exons. Gene Ontology annotation, cellular component: P-body; nucleoplasm. The record is from RefSeq and is a predicted model, not a curated record. Gene Ontology annotation, biological process: miRNA-mediated post-transcriptional gene silencing; positive regulation of nuclear-transcribed mRNA poly(A) tail shortening. NCBI's taxonomy places the organism in Eukaryota, Metazoa, Chordata, Actinopteri, Gadiformes, Gadidae.
CCGCCACUUACUUGAUGUAUCUGCUCAGGCGUGGCUGAUCUUGUAGCCGCGACGAAUGCCUCAAAAAGCUAAGAAAAAAAUCGCACUGAAGCACUUUAGCCAGCUAGCUAGCACGCUAGCUGAUCUUCAUAUGUGAUUCCUGUGAAAGGGAUAUCAGGACAGGAGGUCGUAGUUCAUGGAAGACAAGAAAAGGAAGAAAGACGACAAAAGGAAAAGGGAAACCUCUCAGAAGGUUGCAGAGCAAAAAAACAAAGUGUCAGACGUGAACAAGCCGGCGUCGUCGCAGCCUCCGGCCGCCCCGAGCAGCUCUGCCUCCCCCAGCCCUGGAUCCACCCCCUCGGCCUCGCCCUCCCCAGCUGCCCCGAGUCCUGGCAGCGCCACCGCCCCGGCCCAGGCCGCCAACAAUGCCAAGCGCCCGGUGGUGGCCAACGGACAGCCCCCCUCCUCUGCCGGUGCCCCUGGGCCCCCUGGGAACGCCGGGGCCGCAGCCCCGCAGCAGCAGCAGCGCUACAUGCCGCGAGAGGUGCCACCUAGAUUCCGCUGCCAACAGGACCACAAAGUGCUACUGAAGAGGGGCCAGCCGCCACUGUCCUCCAUGCUGCUGGGGGGAGGAGGAGGUGGAGGAGGAGGAGGAGGAGGAGGAGGAGGAGGAGGAGGAGGUGGUGGUGUGGGAGUUGGUGGUGGUGAAGGCCCCAAUGCAAACAUGGCUGCUGCUUCAGAUUCCAGUGCAGCUGCAGUGUCUCUGUCCCUCAACUCAUCAGUCGCUGCUUCAACUACUACUUCUAAUUAUGCAAAUUCUAUGUGGGGGACAGGCUCUGGAAGCCAGACCUCCGCUCAGGGCAGGGUGAUUGUGGACGGGAACAACCUGGAAGAGUGGCCCAGCAUCGCCAGCGGUGACGGCGGUGGCGGCGGCGGCGGGGGAUCCUCGGCCGGCCUGUCUGUCGGCGGCGGCGGCGGCGGCGGCAACAACAACAACAACAACGGAAUGCUUGUGAAAAGCAGCAUCAGUGCCUCUGGUAGCCAGCCCCCACCCAGCUCCUCGUUCCCUUUGCCCAAUGAAUGUAUGCAGUCGUCCGGCGGUGUGGCGUGGGGGUCGGCUGCCCCCCAGGGUCCGCUGGGAGGAGGUGCUCCGGUGGCGGCUGGGGGGCCUCUGCUGCAACCGCCUUCCUCUCUUUCCAAAGCCCCCGCUGCACCAGGGAGCCAUGACGCCGCCGGCCCCCUAGAGGGCAGCAGUGGGAUUCCAGGUGCCAACUUCAACCCAAAUGCCAACCCUUCGGCCUGGCCUGCCUUGGUGCAGCAGGACGGCACCCCCGCCGCGGGGGAAGGGGGGCAGUCUUCCCUCAAUCACCCAGGUCCCAGUGGGUCUCUGUCUGCCAACAGCACCGCCCCCCUCGGCCCCGGGCUGGGGCCGGGCGGCGUGGUCGGGGUGCUGGGGGGUCACCCACCUUUAUCUGUGAAUCAAUCAAACGCCCAUCAGCACCAACUUCACCAAAUGCAAUCCAGAGACAGAGAGACGGGCGGGGGGGGGAAGUGGGAGGGUGGAUCAGUAGGACCAAAAAUGGCCGCCGGGGAGCGGGCGGGCGGUGUGGACUGUGAGGCGGGCGGGGCGGGGCUCGGCGGCAGGGGAGACCCCGGCCUCGCCUCCUCGUGGAGGGGCCAGCCUCCUUACCCCGCCGCCGUCUCCAAAACGGGUGCCUCAAGGACUGACGAGUGGGAGGGCGGCGGCGGAGGAGGAGGAGGGGCCUUCGGGGCCGCCGACGGGGACAACGGCACCUCGGGGUGGGGGUUCCAGGGUUCCGCGAGCGGGGCCGGCGCGUGGGGCGCGGCCGGCAGCGGGGGGGAGAGCAGCAGCAGCAGCAGCAGCGUGCAAGCCUCUGCGGCAUCUCAGGGAGGGUGGGGCUCGAGUGGCGCCGCGGCCGGAGAGAGGGCGGUGGCGGCGGGCGGCGACUGGAGUGGCGGCGGCGGCGGCUCUGCUGCUGUGGUCGGAGCCAAUCCAGGAGGGGAGGGGCAGGGCGGAGCCUGCGGCAGUAAUGGCAGCAGUAGCGGGAGCAGCGCCGGAGGGGCCCCGCCCCCCACCUCGGCCUGCUCCCCCACGGCGCCCGCCAUGAGCAGAGCUUGGGACAAUCAGAGGGGGGAGGCCGGCGAGACCGGGGACUGGGGAGGGGGCCAGGGGGGGCGGGGGGGGUCCUCGUCGAGUGGCGGGAAUUCCAGGAGCGGGAGUGGACCUCACGGCGGCCACUCGCGGGCCCACCGCCCGGCACCAAACGCUGAGGCUGCCUUACAGAACCUGCUCAGCCGCUCGGACCUGGACCCCCGGGUGCUGUCCAACACGGGCUGGGGCCAGACGCAGAUCCGGCAGAACACGUCCUGGGACCUCGACGCGGAGGGGAAACGUGUUGCGGCAGGAGGAGCAGCAGCAGCAGGAGGAGGAGGGGGGGGAGGAGGGGGAGGGGGAGGGGGCAGCAGAAGCGGCUCCUCGUCCUCGUCGUCAUCCAAACACCAACAAUCCAGUAUAAGUUCUUCGUCUUCUUCUCAGUAUUCUGCUGGGCCGGGGGCUGUGGCCGCGGACUCGAUGGGCCCCGGGGUCAACCCGUCUGCGGGCUCCUCGGGGGAGGGCUGGGAGAGCAGCAACAGUAGCAGUAGCGGAGCCUCGGCGUCCGGGAGGGGGCAACCGCCCCCCCCAGGCCCACACAUGAGGAAUCCCGGCGUCUCACAAUCUAGCGCCAUGAGCGCGCCCAUGGGAGCGGGGGGGAUGGGGAGCAUGCAUAGCCAGCAGGGGAAGCCCACAGGCUGGGGGGGUGGUGGUGGUGGGAGAGGCAUGGGGGCCGGGGAAGGCCAAGGAGCCAAAGGUUGGGGAAAUGAGGAGUGGAGAGGCAAUAGAGGAGGAGGAGGAGGAGGAGGUGGUGGUUGGGGUGAUCAGGGUCAACAGGGUACCCCAGCCAGUGGAGGCUGGGGUGAGAGCCAGGAGGAGAAAGGCGGAGGCUGGAGGGAGAUGGGUAGAGACGGAGAAGGAGGAAGAGGCGGUGGCGGAGGUGGUGGCGGUGGGUGGGGUUCAGGGCAGAGGGGUGGGGGUGGUGGAGGAGGUGAGGAAUGGGGAGAGCCCAAAUCUAACAGUGGCGGUGGAGGUGGCGGCGGAUGGGGGGAGGAAAGGAAGGACAUUGGAGGAGGCGGCACUGGAGGAGGAGGCACUGGAGGAGGAGGAGGGGGAGGAGGGGGUGGAGGAGGGCGAGUAUCAGGAUCAGGCGGGGAUUCAGAUGUAGGAACAUGGGGGAGCUGGGACGAGGCUGGCCCCCGUAGAACCUGGGGGGGGGGUGGUGGAGGUGGAGGAGACGCGGGGCCCAACAAGCCCCACCAAAGCUGGAGUGGAGGGAACGUGGGAGGAAACAAAAUGCACCAGAUGCCAAACAGCCAGUCGGGCGCCAUCAAGGGCCCGGCGGCACCACUGCAACAGCAACAAUCACAGCCGCGCAAUCAGCAGCAGCAGCAGCAGCAGCAGCCGCCGCCGCCGCAGCACGCUCUGGACCAGGGGGCUAUGCAAGGAGGCUGGGGGCGACAGCCUGCCUCCCAAGCCCAGAAUCAGAACCAAAGCUCAGGCUGGACCUCGGGGCCCAUGCCCAGUGGCCCCGCUGGAGGUGGAGGAGGAGGAGGAGGAGGAGGAGUUGGUGGAGGCUCGGAGCCCAGUGGCUGGGAGGAGCCUUCGCCGCAGUCCAUCAGCAGGAAGAACGAGAUUGACGACGGCACGUCAGCGUGGGGAGAUCCGACCAAUUACAAUUACAAGCCGGUCAACCUGUGGGAUAAGAACAGUGCACCUGCGGGCCAACCGCCGCCACCGGCGGCACACGGCACGGGGCCUGGCCCAGCUCAGGCCCAGCAGCAGCAACAACUUCAACAGCAGCAGCUGCAGCAGCAGCAGCAGCAGCAGCAGCAGCAGCAGCAGCAGCAACAACAACAACAACAUCAACAGCAGCAGCCACCGCAGCAGGGACCUCCAGUACAGCAGCAGCCCGCUAGACAAGCUGCAGCGCCGGCUGGGAAUAGGGACAUGAACCCUGGUCACGGGUCCGGGAAAGUUACGAAUAUCGGUCCGUCCGGCUGGGGAAGCACGUCACCCAACAGCCCCCCUGUGGACAACGGUACGGCCGCCUGGGGGAAGACCACAGAGGCCCCGGCUACCUGGGGUGACCCUGGGGAGACGGCAGCCAAGACUUCGGGCUGGGGGAACCCCUCUGCCAACCCCGUCAAACCUGGUGUAAAGUCUAUGCAAGAUGGAUGGGGGGAAGGAGAGAGCUCUGUGGCGGCCACCAGGCACUCCAGUUGGGAGGAUGAGGAAGAUGGGGGGGGUAUGUGGGACAACACCGGCUCCCAGGGAAGCGGCUCCUCCUGGGGCCAGGGAAGCAACGGUGGCUGGGGCCAGGGUCACGCCCCCAAGAAACCCAGCAACAAGGGGCCAAUGAAGGGGCCAGGCGACUCCUGGAUGAACCCCAUCAACAGACAGUUCUCCAACAUGGGGUUGCUGGGGGAGGACCCCAGCGGCCGCAACAUGGACCUCGCCCCCGGGCCCGGCCCGGACAAGAAGAUGGAGGCGGAGAAGCGGGCCAUGGGCAUGAGCGACUACAACGGGGACAUGCGGAAAGGCGGGCGCGGAGGGCCCAUAUCCUACCGGUCGCCCGGCCCCAAGGACGUGGGGCCCUCAGAUCCCGGAUCCUACUACGACAAGGACGGUUACCUUGGGGACGAGGGUCAUGGCUCUCUAUACUCUCCGCCCACUGUCUUCAAGUCCCACCCCCUCUACAACCACACUAUCCCCCUUAGACAAGGCAGUCACAACAUGUUUGGCCUUGCCGGAGGGGGCGUGGCCCAGUCCAGGCACCAACCCAGCGUGCCGCCCAUUAACCCUUCCCCAGGGAUACGAGCGCAAGUGCCUCAUCAGUUCCUGUCACCACAGGUGCCAGGCUCUAUGCUGAAGCAAAUGCCGCCUCCCAGCGGGGUUGUAGGAGGUGUGUCGGGGGUCGGGGGAGGCGUGUUCCCCCCUCAGCUGUCCCCCCAGCAGAUUGCCAUGCUCAGCAGCAUCUACCCCCCCCACAUCCAGUUCCAGCUGGCCUACCAGCUCCUUCUCCAGCAGCAGCAGCAGCAGCAGCAACAGCAGCAGCAGCAGCAGCAGCAGCAGCAGCAGACACCCCAGCAGCAGCUGCUCCAGAACCAGAGGAAGUUCCCCCAGAACGUCCGCCAGCAGGCCGACCCACAGCAGCUGGCCAGGAUCAUGGCCGUGCUCCGUCAGCAGCAGCAGCAGCAACAAGUCGGGGUUCUUGGGGGCGGCUCCAAGCUGUCCCCCUCCCACCUCGGCGUGGGAGUGGGCGGCCCUAAGCUCCCUGGCGUGGAGUCUCUGGGCCACGGCGGGCUGGGUGGCUCGGUGGCCGACAUGCACCCCAAGACCCACGGGGGCUACUCUGGGUUUGGCUCUGGGGUCAACCUGUCUGGCCUGGACAUCGGGGGCUCUGGGAUGGGCGGCCACGGGGGGAUGAAGGACAUGGGGGGCCAGCAGUCUCGCUUCAAGUGGAUGAUGGAGGGCCACUCGCCGCCCGACUCGGUCACUCCCGAGAGCAUGCUCCACAAAAAUGGUCCUGUUACCCCUAUGAAGAUGCCCGGGGGCUCCCCUUACUCCCAGUACGACAUGGGCGGAGACCCCCUAGGGGACAACUGGCAUCGUACCCCUGGCAACAAGAUGGCAUCCAAGCCUGCCUCCACCACCAGCUGGCCUCCAGAGUUCCAGCCCGGCGUACCCUGGAAGGGAAUCGACCGGGUUGACCCCGAGUCUGACCCCUACAUGACCCCGGGGAGCAUGAUGGGCAACGCCAGCUCCCCGAACCUCAACGACUCGGACCACCAGUUGCUACAAGAUAAUGCAGAUUCUACCCCUUCCCUGAACACCUUGCUGCCUUCACCUGGUGCCUGGCCUUACAGUGCCUCAGACAGCCCCCUCAACAACGCACAUAAUUCAGUAAAGUACACAGAUUACAAGGCCAGCUGGCCCCCAGAGCCCAUUGGACACAACAAACCCUGGAAAGCUGGGAGCCGCAGCAGCCAGCUCAACCAGAACCAGCUGUCCCGCCCACCGCCUGGCCUAGCCAGUCAGAAGCAGCCGAUGCCUUCGCCCUGGUCUGGGGGAGCCCCGCGGUUGUCUGCCAGGGGUUGGAGCUCGGGCAGCAGCGCGUCCACAUGGAGUGAUGGCAGUGCACGAGGAAGCUGCUGGUUGGUGCUCAGUAAUCUCACGCCACAGAUCGACGGCUCCACCCUGAGGACCAUCUGCAUGCAGCACGGCCCCCUGCUGACCUUUCACCUGGGCUUGACCCACGGCACGGCCCUGAUCCGCUACAGCUCCAAACAGGAAGCGGCCAAGGCCCAGAGCGCGCUCCACAUGUGUGUCCUGGGCAACACCACCAUCCUGGCGGAGUUUGUGAGCGAGGAGGAGGUGGCCCGCUACAUUGCACAUUCCCAGGCAGGAGGAGGAGGAGGAGGCGGCAGCGGGGGGGGAGGAGCGGUCGGCUCCUCUGGCUCGGGCCCCAUCGGGUCUUCCUCCAUGGGGGGCAGCAGUAACGGCGAGAGAGGCGGAGGAUUAGAAGGAGGAUCUGCCCUGGGCGGAGGCUCGGGAGGCGGGAACGGAGGCCCCGGGGCCCCUGGCUCCGGGUGGCAGAGCCUCGACGGUACAGGCAGCUCACAAGACCCACCGGCCCCCCAGGGGCCCGGCCUGGGCAUGUUCGCGCCCUGGAGCACCAACGGGACGGUGGUGGGCGGCGGCGGUGGCGGUGGCAUGGAGAGCGGGCGGCAGGGUCUCUGGGGGGGCAUGGGUGGGUCGGGGUACUCCAGUGGCAGCCUGUGGGCCUCCCCGGCCAUGGACGACCGGCACCAGAUGGGGAGCCCGGCCGCACUGCUGCCAGGGGACCUGCUAGGGGGAGGCGGUGACUGAUACACUCACACACGUAUACACAAACAUGCGUACACACAGAUUCAACCCUUGGUGUAACUUAAAGGUUUGUGAAUUUGUAAUUUAUUCACAUGAAUGGAUAACAUUGAAUUCCAACUACACUGGCCACUGAUGUGCAGAUACACUGUCUCUAUCGCACACAAAAACAAACACACACAUACACACACACACACACUUAUGUACACACACAAACGUUUAUGCACAAGUUAAUUUCCACAUACAUCUACCCGCUUUACCUUUAAAAUGAAGACGUCAAACUAUCAAAACUUGAAGCUGAAAAUGGUAUAUAUAUCUAUAUUAAAAAAAAGGUCCUUCCAUACGGGCGGGAGAGAGACGACUGGAUAGCGCUUCUCUCCUACAUGCCGCUGCCGCCAUCUCCAUCCAGAGAGAGAGAGAGAGAGAGAGAGAGAGCCCACCACUCAGGCAUGUGCUCCACGGAACGACUCCAGCCACGAGUCGCCUGUGAACAAGUUCAGCUCGAGCUGUUUUUAGUGUGCCACAAAAUGUUUUGUAUUACUAUUUAAUGGUUGAAUCUCCACGACAACAGGAAAAAAAAAAAAAUGAUUACACAACUUGCGGACUGAGCCUUCGUAGAUCUGGGUUUUUGGCGUGCCUGCGAGUUUUCUUCCCUAGCCCCUGCCCCGCCCCGCCCCGCCCCCGCCCCGCCCCGCAUCCCUACCCCUGAGUUUUUAAGCCUGAGAGCUAGAAAGAAAAAGGAAUAAAAAGGAGGUAGGGGUGGGGACCAGAGUUUGGGGGUGGUGGGCGGGGUCUCAUAGGAACAUCAGCAGUACGCGACAGUGGCUGCGGCUUCCCCCACCCCCAUCCCCCUUAACCAAUGCUGCAGCAGCAUUUAUGCUAGGUACACACAUACACACAUCUACCUUGGUUGAGAUGGAUGGCAUCGCCAUGGCACCCAGGGUGCAAAAACAAACAAAAAAAACAUUAGCCAAACUUGCACUGUUGAUGGCUCUGGGUACCGCGGGGACCCGUCGUGUGGAACUCCUUCCAUUUGUUGUUGUUUGGUGUUACUUUUGUUGUUUUAAAUGGACCCAGAACUACACACAGCGACAUCGCUACUACUCAGACCUUUCCAGUGGGAGGUGAUUUAAAAUCAACAGAGGCCUUGGUCAAUGUCCCGGAACCCUUCCAACCCUAGUACCCGCAUCCCCCCCCCCCUCCCCGACUAUGAGAUGAACCGUGUCAGGUCAUUUGCAUUCUCACCAGUAACACUGCUCUUAAAAAAAAACAAAAAAAGAAAAAAAAAAAAAAAGUUGGCAAGCUUAAUUUUUAUUUCCUGCUAAGCGUGUUGUCCAUUUGUUUAUCGUUUUAAGACGUAAAAUAACAUUGUGGAAUCCGACCCCCCCCCCCUCCUCCCACACCCCUUACCUAUCCCCCACUUUUUCUUUGUCCCCCCCCCCCCCCCUCUUAAAACACUGACCUCAUAGGGUUACGUCGCCACCUAGUCUGUCACGUGAAGCGCCGUAACAUUGGCACUACUUCAUGUCACUUAAUUUGUUCUGUUUUUUAGCAGUUUAUUUUUUGUUUUUUGUCAAGGUUAUGUUCUGUUUUCUUUUGGUGUCCAAAUGCAAUAAAGAAUGUGUUUGAUUUAUUAUUUCAUUUUUUGUCUUCAUUAAGAAGCAACCAAUUUGAAGGCAUUUGUACGGAGAUGCCCGGAUGCGUACCCACACCGAGCUGAGCUGGAAAAAGGUGUUUUAUAGACACGUUUAAGACGUUACCUUAUGUUUUGUUAUUAUUUUCUUUGUUUUUAUUUUAUGUAUCAAUUUAAAUUAAGUCUGUCUUUGUUAUCACUCCUGUUGAGGAUCUUUUUGUUUAUCUCAGAUGUUACAAAAAGGAAAGGAAAUUAUUUAAAGCAGAAAAGAACAAGAUAAUAAAGGUUGAAUUCAA